GUUUGGCAAUGUUGCUUUUGCAAGAUCUAGGAAUCGAAUGUCUUUAUAACGACACUGGAAAUCAAUGAAUUUAGGUAGGUAGGUACGGUACCUACCUACAUAAUAAUAUUGACUACGGUACUCCCGACAACCCGAGCCCCGCAUAUCCGAACCCGAGCUGAAGUCCAGCAGACCAUUUCUAGAAAAUUUUAAAUUCUCACAAACUACCUACAAUACAUAUUGUAUUCAAACAUUACUAAAUCUAUUUAAAAUUUUGAUUUAAAUUAUUUACAAUGUCUUCUCAACCAGAGGGUGAGAUUAUAGUCAAAGAAAAGUAUGGAUCUUCGAGUACCGAACGCAUUUACAUAAAACCACCCGAGCAAGCUAUGGUUGUGGUGUAUGAUGAAACAAAGAUCAAUUACUUCAGGAACUGGUUCACGAAUGUUUUUCUACCAAAAGGAUAUCCUGACAGUGUCAGCAGAGAUUACUCAGCUUACCAGAUAUGGGAUACAGCUCAAGCUUUCUGCAGCACCAUAACAGGUACCUUAGCUACUCAAGAAGUGCUUAGAGGUGUUGGUGUUGGAGAUACAACUGCUACUCCACUCGCUGCAACAGUGACAUGGGUCAUUAAAGACGGUUGUGGUCAUCUAGGCAGGAUACUCUUUGCUUUUACUCAUGGAACGUGUUUGGAUGCGUACAGCAAAAAAUGGAGGCUUUACGCCGACAUUUUAAAUGACGCAGCGAUGUGUAUUGAAAUUGCUCUUCCAUACUUCAAAAACUACACUACAGUCGUACUGUGUGUGAGCACUGUUAUGAAGGCAAUUGUUGGAGUUUCAGGUGGUGCCACAAGAGCAGCUAUGACGCAACACCAUGCAGUAAGAGGCAACAUGGCCGAUGUUUCUGCCAAAGACUCAGCUCAAGAGACAGCUGUCAAUCUUAUUGCUUCUUUUACUGCUUUGUUUAUUAUCUCUGUUUUUGGGAGCAAUGCGUUUAUUUUCGUUUUCAUAAUGAUGCUUCAUAUAGCGUUCAAUUAUUUUGCUGUAAGAGCUGUUUGUUUACGGACUAUGAAUGAACCUAGAUUUUUGGAGUUUAUCAACAUAUAUUUAACGAAAGAAAGAAUUGCAACACCGUGUGAAGUGAACAGACGCGAACCAGUCGCUUUUUAUCAGAUGGGCUCGCAUACAUUAGACCUCAAAUUGUGUGGUUUCCAAAUUAAAAUGGGAGUGUCCAUAAAGGAUCUCAUUAAAAAAAAAUAUCCAAAGGCGUCACACUUAAAGAACAUCAAAGACGUCUACGAGAACCGAAAUUAUAUCAUAAUCCCCAAUGUUCAAGACCGGAAAAUGUAUGUGCUGCUUAAUGAAAAGGCAAUGAACGAUGAUAUUCUGCGUGCUUACUUUCAUGCUGUUCUCCUUUCCGUUAUCAUAUGUGUAAUCAACGAUGUGCCCUUGCCCGUUUACCAAGCUCCGAAUGAGGAGAGACCUUUCGCGCAGGUAUGCCGCACAAUACAAACAACUGAUUGGAGCCGGGAACCUAUAGAGACUCACGUUUUUAAUGAAUUCAAAUUUGAGCCUUCUUACGACCUAAUGAAAUACGUUAAUAGAAUUGUUCAACGAGAAUGGAUGAGAAUUAAAACGGGUAUGAUGCGCAUAGGUUGGGAUCUCAAUAAACACCUGCUGAUGGUAGACGAAUGGCGUAUUUCUUCGGUAAAACCACUUUCUCAAUACGCGCCAAUAGAGGGUAGAGUAUCAACAAAGGACUAUGUGAUCAGUGAGGCGGAUGCAAAACUUACGAAAGAAUUGCUUAUGGAAUUAGAACAUGGUGAUGGGGUCACUUACGGCGUAGUAGAGACCAAGCCUUUGAUGCAUUACAAGAAAGAAGCUUCCAAACGACGAGUCCACGAUAUCGGCACUGAAACAGAAUCACCAGAAAUCGAAGAAUAUCGUGAACCGAAUACAGAAGCGGAAGUUAAGGCUGAAGUACCGAAAGAAAACAGGAAAAAAGACUGACCCAUGAAUCAUUUGAAGAAUCUCUUCAAACGUAAACAUUUAAAGCAUAAAUGAACAUUCCAAAAAUGACUGACGUAUAGUACCAAUUUUGUAUACAAUUCAAGAGAAUGUGAGACUUUUACAAGUGAAGUUUAAUGUAAUUUUGACACUUUUGAAUGUUAGAUUAAGUAAACUUUUUAGACGAUAUUAGAUUAAAUAAUAAUCAUUAAUCACUCAAAAAUAUGUGGUAAUAUAAUUGAUAUAGGUGUCGUGCAUCUUAAUUUACUCGCCAACGAUAUACUUACAUAUAGGUCUUAAUAUUUAAAAGUCUGAUAUCUAAACUUUGUUUUAAGUCGAAAAGCCUAGUCGUUGUUAAUAAGUGUUUUAAUCAAAUCAAAUUUUUAAUUGUUUUUUUUAGUCUAUUUUAAUGUAAUGUUAUCAAUCAUGGUGGUCAAAUAGUGCGAGUGCAGACAUGGAAAAAAAUACGUUCAUCUACAAUUUAAUGAAUGUACUGAUCAUCUCCGUCCGGCUGAGGAUAAUGAGGGUACAGCACGGUAUUCUUUAUGAGGAAAAAAUCGAAAAUUCGUUAUGAUAAGAAAAUGAUUUUAUUUUAAUAUUUAUUGCCUCCUUCCUUUUUGUUACUACGGGCAUAAAAUGCUUAUUAUUAUGACGAACUCUUAAGACGAAAACCAAUUAGGCAUUUUAUUUAUUAAUGUAUUUUUAAAAUGGAUGUUAGAAUUACGAAUUUUUUUAAAUAUAGUUGUGGUUUAUUAUUAAUUAGAACGACUUCAUAUGUCGAAGGCACUCUUGAAUAAAAAACUGGCAGUUAAAAUUCCGAUUACUUUUGAUGACAAACAUAUUUAUGUUUUGUUUUAAGAAAAUCAAGGACAAUCAUCUGAUUUUUUGCGCUAUUCUUAGAAUAUUUACGCACGAGUAGUUAAAAUUACAGAUUAUAUAAUGAUAAACAUUAAAAAUUAAUAAGUACACCUCAAGCUCAUUUUCCACUUUGCUAUGCAAUUGCUAUACAUGAUGGCCUCUAUGUUUGGGGGCUCUAUGAUGCUCCUUUGUAAAUUAUGGCACUCUUGACAAUCCUUCCGUAUUGUUAUUUUAUUCUUAAGACGACUUAAGCGUCAAAAACUUUCCUUCUUACUUAUUCAAACACCCCAUUUGAUAUCUAGUGCUUUCUUAAAUGCUUCUCUAAACGUACGAACAAAAUCUUUAAAGUGGUUUUGGCAAAGUGGUUUAUUUUCUCUACGUAUGCGUCGUAAGGGGGUUAUACCAGCUAUGCUAUGGCUGGUAGUCGUGAUACAUGUCCUUUGCAUGACUUCAAUACUAAUUAAAUAUAUUGGAGAGAUUAACUGCAUUCACCGAAAUUUCAAAGCAUUUUAAAUAUAGACUAAAUUUUUUCGACUUUGUAUCAUGUUUAUAGCAUUGUUUUUUAUGUCCGUUAACUUUCCAGAUUAUAAAAAUCCCAGGAAAACGAAAAAUUGUAAAAAAAUAUAAUAGUCAUGGUUCAAAAGUAUAAUGUCUUCGACGUGAGUUGUUCCCAAAUAAUUGACCACUUAUUUAUUAACAUUAGCACAAGUACAUAUUAUUGGUGUCUAUUAUACUUAAAAUAUUAAUGUAUAAGUAUAAAUGUUAUUUGAUGUGAAGUAGAAUUAAGAAAUGAGAAAUUUUGUGCCAACUUAUUUAGAAUGUAAUUUUCGAAAUUAUUGAAAUGUAUAAUUAUGUAGAUAACUAAACACAAUAAAAUGAAAGUGUGAA
This is a messenger RNA of Bombyx mori (domestic silkworm), 3728 nucleotides long. Its product is annotated as RUS family member 1. Lineage: Eukaryota; Metazoa; Arthropoda; Insecta; Lepidoptera; Bombycidae. The record is from RefSeq and is a predicted model, not a curated record. The transcript has 9 exons. Bases 273 to 1985 code for a protein of 570 amino acids.